GGCUGGGGGAGAAAGGGGGGCCUGGAAGGGGCGGGUGCGGAGCCAAUAGGCAGCCGCAGAGUCCCCAGAGACGCGAGCUGAGCGAGCGGAGCCGGGAGCCCGGAGCUCAGCGCGCUGGGCUGGGGCCGGGGCUGGAGCCGAGAGGAGCGGGAGUGAGCGCGCCCGCCCCAGCCCCGAGUCCCGCCGCCUUCCGGUCCUCCGCAGCGCGGGCCAGCGGCCGCCGCCCAGCCAUGGAGCCCGACAACAGCCCCCGGAAGAUCCAGUUCACGGUCCCGCUGCUGGAGCCGCACCUUGACCCAGAGGCGGCGGAGCAGAUUCGGAGGCGCCGCCCCACCCCUGCCACCCUUGUGCUGACCAGUGACCAGUCAUCCCCAGAGGUAGAUGAAGACCGGAUCCCCAACCCACUUCUCAAGUCUACUUUGGCCAUGUCUCCACGGCAACGGAAGAAGGUGACUCGGACCACACCCACAAUGAAAGAGCUCCAGAUGAUGGUCGAGCAUCACCUGGGGCAACAGCAGCAGGGAGAAGAGCCUGAGGGAGCCGCUGAGAACACAGGGACCCAGGAGACCUGCCCACCUGGGAUCACAGAUACAGAAGCGGAGUCAAGGCCGGGCACCUCUGGGAAAGCACAAAAGUCUGCAGAAUCCACUCCAAAAACUCAGGAAAGGGACAGUGAGAAACCCAGCACAAAGGAAUCCUCCACCCAUAUACCACCAUUGGAUUCCCAGGGAGCCAACUAGAUCUGAGAGUGAAGGGGGUAUCCUGCAAUCAACGCUGCAGUUGGGAGUGCGUGGACACUGGAUUUGUUUCUUAUUUCUUCACUUUUGGGGGGAAAUCUCUUGUUUUUAAAAACUGAUAAAUUUGGUGUUAGGUCCUUGGCCUUUUCCUUCUUUCCCAACUUGGAGAGUCUUUUCUCCGUCCCCUCUUAACCUGCCCUCUCUAAAGCCCCCUACCCUUCUGCGCAGCUGCUUCUGGAAGGGAAGAACCACGGAACCUGGGCAAGAGCCUUAAGAAGGGGGUUCUUCCCUAACCCUGCCCUUACUUGCUGUGGGAGGAGAAAUAGGGUCAGAUAGGUAGAAGGACUAACUUCCAGGGUACCAAGAAUGAAGGAUGGUCUGAGUUCUCUUUUGUUAUUAAAGAAAACACCACCACCUGG
Molecule: messenger RNA, 1156 nt
Organism: Rhinolophus ferrumequinum (greater horseshoe bat)
Lineage: Eukaryota; Metazoa; Chordata; Mammalia; Chiroptera; Rhinolophidae
Gene: PPP1R1A
Product: protein phosphatase 1 regulatory inhibitor subunit 1A
Exons: 7
Coding region: 231-740 (169 amino acids)
Biological process (GO): intracellular signal transduction
Cellular component (GO): cytoplasm
Molecular function (GO): protein phosphatase inhibitor activity
Source: RefSeq, a predicted model, not a curated record